CCGGGCCUGGAGCGUCCGCGAGAGCCGCCGCGGCUGCCGGAGUGUGCGGGUCGCGAGGGCUGAGGCCUGGCGGGCGGGGUGCGUCGCGAUGCCGGAGCUGGCGGUGCAGAAGGUGGUCGUUCACCCCCUGGUGCUGCUCAGUGUGGUGGAUCACUUCAACCGAAUAGGCAAGGUUGGAAACCAGAAGCGCGUUGUCGGUGUGCUUUUGGGGUCAUGGCAAAAGAAGGUACUCGACGUAUCCAACAGUUUUGCAGUCCCUUUUGAUGAAGACGACAAAGAUGAUUCUGUCUGGUUUUUAGACCAUGAUUAUUUGGAAAACAUGUAUGGAAUGUUUAAGAAGGUCAAUGCCAGAGAAAGAAUAGUUGGGUGGUACCACACAGGCCCUAAACUACACAAGAAUGACAUCGCCAUUAACGAACUCAUGAAAAGAUACUGCCCUAACUCAGUACUGGUCAUCAUUGAUGUGAAGCCAAAGGACCUGGGACUGCCCACAGAAGCAUAUAUUUCAGUGGAAGAAGUCCAUGAUGAUGGAACGCCAACCUCAAAAACAUUUGAGCAUGUGACCAGUGAGAUUGGAGCAGAGGAAGCCGAGGAAGUUGGAGUCGAGCACUUGUUACGAGACAUCAAAGACACUACGGUGGGCACUCUUUCACAGAGGAUUACAAACCAGGUCCAUGGUUUGAAGGGACUAAACUCCAAGCUUCUGGACAUCAGGAGCUACCUGGAGAAAGUGGCCACGGGCAAGCUGCCCAUCAACCAUCAGAUCAUCUACCAGCUACAGGAUGUCUUCAACCUGCUGCCGGACGUCAGCCUCCAGGAGUUUGUCAAGGCCUUUUACCUGAAGACCAACGACCAGAUGGUAGUGGUGUACUUGGCCUCACUGAUCCGUUCUGUGGUCGCCCUGCACAACCUCAUCAACAACAAGAUCGCCAACCGCGAUGCAGAGAAGAAAGAAGGGCAGGAAAAAGAAGAGAGCAAAAAGGAUAGAAAAGAUGACAAAGAGAAAGAGAAGGAGAAGGAAAAGGGUGACAGCAAGAAAGAAGAGAAAAAGGAGAAAAAAUAAAACCUGUAGCUUUUUAAUUUGUAAAUUAAAAUCUUAUAAACGAA
Molecule: messenger RNA, 1107 nt
Organism: Nyctereutes procyonoides (raccoon dog)
Lineage: Eukaryota; Metazoa; Chordata; Mammalia; Carnivora; Canidae
Gene: PSMD7
Product: proteasome 26S subunit, non-ATPase 7
Exons: 7
Coding region: 89-1063 (324 amino acids)
Biological process (GO): proteasome-mediated ubiquitin-dependent protein catabolic process
Cellular component (GO): proteasome complex; proteasome regulatory particle
Molecular function (GO): metallopeptidase activity; protein binding
Source: RefSeq, a predicted model, not a curated record